CAAUUCUCAAACAAAUUUGUGAUCUAAGGAGGUUUCUCUUUUGACUCGCUUGUAAUUUUGACCGAUGAUUUCGAUUUUGAUUUGGCUUCUUACUCAAUCAAACCAAUCUUCUAUAAAUUAAAUUAGCCGAGGUCUGUGAAGCUUAAUCCGGACCAACAAUGGCGGAGAGAAUAAUGAGAGAGAAAGCUCACUGCUUGGUGUUGCCGCUGCCAUUGCAAGGCCACAUCAACCCGAUGCUUCAAUUCUCCAAGCGCUUGCAGAGUAAAGGCGCCAAAGUCACGCUCGUCACCACCCGCUUCAUCUUCAACAAAACCAUGAACCAGGCCGCCGCCGGCCGCCCCUUCAGCUCCCUCGCCGUCGAUACCAUUUCCGACGGCUUCGACGACGGUGGCCUGGCACAGGCAGGAUCGCCCACCGAAUACUUUUAUCGUUUUCAGCAGGUCGGAUCGGAGACACUGGCGGAGCUCGUGGAGAAGUGCCGGAGCUCCGGCAGCCCGGUGGAUUGUAUCGUCUACGAUCCCUUCUUAACUUGGGCUCUGGAGGUGGCCGGGAAUUUGGGGCUGGUGGCAGGUGCCUUUUUCACUCAAUCUUGCGCCGUGGAUAGUGUAUAUUUCCAUGUUCACAACGGAAAAUUGAAGCUUCCGGUUCCAGCUGGGUCGGAGAUUUUUCUUCCGGGGCUGCCAGCUCUUCAAGUUUCCGACUUGCCGUCAUUUGUUGCCGAUCCUGAAUCGCGUCCUCUUGCUCUGGAAGUGGCGGUUAAUCAGUUCUCCGGUCUCGCCGGAAAACCAGAGUGGCUGCUCUGUAAUACGUUCCAUAAGCUGGAGGAGGAGGUCGUAGAUUCGAUGUCGAAGAUGAUGCCACUGAGAACAAUUGGACCAACCGUGCCAUCCAUGUACUUGGACAAGCAACUGCAAGAAGACACAGACUAUGGGCUCAGCCUCUUCAAGCCCAACACCGACGCCUGCAUGAAAUGGCUGGACGAGAGGCCAAACGGGUCCGUUGUCUACGCGUCCUUCGGCAGCAUGGCAGUGCCGGGAGCCGAGCAGAUGGAAGAAGUAGCAUUGGGGUUGAAGGCCAGCAAGAGCCACUUCUUGUGGGUGGUGAGGGCCACAGAACAGGCCAAGCUUCCUGGCAAGUUCGUGGAGGAGACGUCGGAGAUGGGGCUGGUGGUUUCAUGGUGCCCCCAGCUGGAAGUUCUGGCUCACAGGGCGGUAGGGUGUUUCGUGACGCAUUGCGGGUGGAACUCGACGCUGGAGGCGCUGAGCUUGGGGGUGCCGAUGGUGGCGGUGCCGCAGUGGUCGGAUCAGCCCACUAAUGCCAAGUGUGUGAUGGAUUUGUGGGGGGUGGGGCUGAGAGCUCAGCCUGAUGAGAACGGGGUGGUGAGAAGAGGAGAGAUAGAGAGGUGCAUAAGGGAAGUCAUGGAGGGGGAGACGGGGAAAGAGGCUAGAAGGAAUGCUGCGAAGUGGAGGGAAUUGGCCAUAGAAGCUGUUGGUGAAGGCGGAAGCUCUGAUAGAAACAUAGAAGAGUUCGUGUCCAGUUUGGUUUGCUAGCCUGAUAAAUGCCAUUGCUGUGACAAGUAUUGCUUGUUACAAUAUGUAUUUGUAAUUUUUUUAUUUUUAUUUUGAGGCUUCUUUUUCAAUGACUUUUCUUAGGGUUACCAAGGCUAGGAAACUAAUUACCGAUAUGGAAUAUAUUAUGAAAUUUGUUCAAAAAAAUUCUUGAAAACA
Molecule: messenger RNA, 1727 nt
Organism: Diospyros lotus (date-plum)
Lineage: Eukaryota; Viridiplantae; Streptophyta; Magnoliopsida; Ericales; Ebenaceae
Product: flavonol 7-O-beta-glucosyltransferase UGT74F1-like
Exons: 2
Coding region: 159-1550 (463 amino acids)
Molecular function (GO): UDP-glycosyltransferase activity
Source: RefSeq, a predicted model, not a curated record